AUGUCGUUAUUGCCGUCAGGCUCCCAUCUUCAGUACGGUUCGGCCAUUCCAACUACAACCCAUACGAACCCCUUUCAAACCUACGGCGCAUAUCUGGUACCACCCAGCUCGGUCGCAACGGCCGAACCCCCUGUUCAAGUGGCCCAGCAGGUAAGGCCGCAGAACGAGGGGCAACAAGUUCCACGAACAGUCGCAGCCCAGCAAGAGGCGCCCCCCCAGGGGCUCCGAUUCGAAGACGUUCGGCGAAUGAUCGAGGACGGCCUGGCUCAGAGGCCCGGGGGAAGCGCCAAGACCUCCUCCAUCGAACACAUAGGCCGCUUCACGGCCCAGUGCGGAGAGGCCGAUUCGGACGCCCAGAAGCUCCGUUUAUUCGUUCACUCUCUGACCGGCGCGACCUUCUCGUGGUUCAUAAACCUUCCGUCGAAUUCGGUGAGGGAUUGGUCUGACAUGGAAAGGAUAUUCCACAAACAUUUCAAUCAGACCAACCGAGAAAUAACGGUCACUGAGUUGGCAAGGAUGAGCCAGGCGUCAGACGAAUCACCUUGCGACUACCUGCAGUGGUUCAAAACAUGCAGGAAUUGGUGCCGUACGAACCUACCGGAGAGGGAAUUUGUCAAGAUGGCCGAAGAAGGGUUGGAAUUCGAAUACCAGAAGAAAUUCCAGGGGAUUGAAUUCCGGGACAUGCACGACUUGAUCAACAAGAUGGACCGAUAA
Messenger RNA from Prunus armeniaca (apricot), 714 nucleotides. NCBI's taxonomy places the organism in Eukaryota, Viridiplantae, Streptophyta, Magnoliopsida, Rosales, Rosaceae. The record is from the annotation of a GenBank genome assembly.